ACACUGCAUACGUGUUUCCUCUGCAGCGUCCUGGCUGCAGCCGUGCCAGAACACUCGGGGGCUUAGGUUGUGUAUGUUUCCUGUGAGGCAAGGGCAGCCCGGAGAGCCGGCAUGCCGCACAUGCCAGAGGAACUGUGCAAGCUUGCUGCUGAAGGCAUAGUUUCUGUGUGUCAGGCCUUCCUGGUAGGAGACCUGGUGACACAGUAGCCUUUAGGCAGAGCUCCUGAGGAUCUGUAGGAAGUACUGUGGCAGGUUUCGUGGGGGGGAAUCUGAGCCAUUCCCAAGCCUGGACAAGCCGACUGCCAGCCAGGAUUUUGUGGACGUUUACUACUUUGUCAUUAUGAGAUGUCGUCUCUCGGUGCCUCCUUUGUGCAAAUUAAAUUCGACGACUUGCAGUUUUUUGAAAACUGCGGUGGAGGAAGUUUUGGGAGUGUGUAUCGAGCCAAAUGGAUAUCACAGGACAAGGAGGUGGCUGUAAAGAAGUUACUCAAAAUAGAGAAAGAGGCAGAAAUCCUGAGCGUCCUCAGUCACAGGAACAUCAUCCAGUUUUAUGGAGUGAUUCUGGAACCUCCCAACUAUGGCAUCGUCACAGAAUAUGCUUCCCUGGGCUCCCUGUAUGAUUACAUUAACAGCAACAGGAGUGAAGAGAUGGACAUGGAACACAUCAUGACCUGGGCCACCGACGUAGCCAAAGGGAUGCAUUACCUACACAUGGAGGCUCCGGUCAAGGUGAUCCACAGAGACCUCAAGUCAAGAAACGUUGUUAUCGCUGCUGAUGGAGUGCUGAAGAUCUGUGACUUCGGAGCCUCGAGGUUCCAUAACCACACAACACACAUGUCCUUGGUUGGAACUUUCCCAUGGAUGGCUCCAGAAGUUAUCCAGAGUCUCCCUGUGUCUGAAACCUGUGACACAUACUCCUAUGGUGUGGUUCUCUGGGAGAUGCUAACAAGGGAGGUCCCCUUUAAAGGUUUGGAAGGAUUACAAGUAGCUUGGCUUGUAGUGGAAAAAAACGAGAGAUUAACCAUUCCGAGUAGCUGUCCCAGAAGCUUUGCGGAACUGCUGCAUCAGUGUUGGGAAGCUGAGGCUAAGAAACGGCCAUCAUUCAAGCAAAUCAUUUCAAUCCUGGAGUCUAUGUCAAAUGACACGAACCUUCCUGACCAGUGUAACUCAUUUUUACACAACAAGGCGGAAUGGAGGUGUGAAAUUGAGGCAACCCUUGAGCGACUUAAGAAACUAGAGCGAGAUCUCAGUUUUAAAGAGCAGGAGCUCAAAGAACGGGAGAGACGUCUGAAGAUGUGGGAGCAGAAGCUGACCGAGCAGUCCAACACCCCGCUUCUCUUGCCUCUCUCUGCAAGAAUGUCUGAGGAGUCUUACUUUGAAUCUAAAACAGAGGAGUCAAACAGUGCAGAGAUGUCAUGCCAGAUCACUGCAGCAAGUAACGGGGAGGGCCAUGGCAUGAACCCAGGCCUGCAGGCCAUGAUGCUCAUGGGCUUUGGGGAUGUCUUCUCAAUGAACAAAGCAGGAGCUGUGCUGCAUUCUGGGAUGCAGAUAAACAUGCAAGCCAAGCAGAAUUCAUCCAAAACCACAUGUAAGAGGAGAGGGAAGAAAGUCAACAUGGCCUUGGGGUUCAGUGACUUUGACCUGUCAGAAGGUGACGAUGAUGACCAUGAUGGUGAUGAUGCUGAGGAAAAUGAUGUGGAUAAUAGUGAAUGACACCAGAAAGGAAUAAGCGUGAAAAUGCUUUAUUCUGUUUUUCUGUUUGUUUUUUGUUUUUUUUGUUGUUGGUUUUUUUUUUUUUUUUUUUUUUUUUUAGAAGAACAGAAGAAAUGUGUUAUUUCAGUCUAUGCAAAAGAACAGCAUAGGGAGGCAGGGCCCCCAGCACUGCGCCCUAGGCCGAGCUCAUUCAGGGUGGUUCCCUCAUCAGUGUGACUUUGCUUUUGCGCUCAGAAAAAGGGUGGGGAAAUAAGCUAAAGGUGUUUUAUCAGCAAGUGCUGUGCCUGGUUAUAGAAAUACAUGAUUACACACAUAUCAUGUUCUUGAGCUAAUGACAUUUGAGCUUUUUCUUUUUAAAGCACGUGCUUUCUAGUUUGUAUUUGACUGUAUUUAAUCCUUUCACUCAGUUGGUUAAGAAAAUGUCCAUUUCGAGCAAGCACUCUGCUCCUGACUUCACUCUGACACUUGAUUCUUCCCCAGCAUACCAAGGUUCCUUCCUUGUACAGCACGUUCUAAUGGCGGAAGUGAUUGGUAACUAUAAAAUCCAGGAAAAAACAAAAAACAAACAAACAAACAAUAAAAACCUGAGGUGAGAUGAAAGAAGAGUAUUAAAAAAAUACCUCUUCAGAAAUACCUAAAUGCCAAGAAUCUUCAAUGCCAAAUAGCACACAGCUCCUCAAAGUAAAACCCGAGUGGUGUUCUCAGUAGCUGCAUUUGAAGGAGAAACGCUCUGGUUUGAAGCAGGCUGCAGAUGACAUUACACACUUGCAUGUCCAUGCUGGCUAGAAGCAUCCUAGCAAUAGCACACUGUCACCCUAGGCUUAGCUUGUCCCUUACACAGAAGCACAUGGUCGCAAAGGGGCAUGUCUAGUCAUGGAGCAGGACGAGCGCUAGCCUGCUCUUUACAUGCAAUAAAGACAAUCUGUUUCUUUGUUUUCCAGGGGUACAUAGUAACACUACUAGAUUUUAAUCUAUGUGUAGGAAAAAUAACACUCUAAAUAGGAAAGAUAAAUUAUCCUUCUUAGACACACGUGCAUUCUGAAGGGAUCUUUCUGUUACAUGUAGCCUCCCCCAACACACCUACUUUCUUUUCUUUUUACUGUUCUCUGUUCUGCUGGUUAGAGAAAUAGAUUCAGGUACACUUACUAUGAAGGCCAAGUUUCCCAGAGACACUCUAAGAAGGCUAGCACUAGCAGCCAAAAUUUAUUUAAACUGUAAACUCACAUAAAAAUUACAACUAGAUAAAGUUAAAGCAAAAGUUUUUAAUCAAUCUAACUCAGAAAUUGGUGUCAUUCAUUUGACAAUGAAAGUUAAAUGCUUUUGGUGGGUUUUUUUAUAUAGAAGUUAUAACAUCGGGUGAGCAUGGUAGCUCAUGUUCAUAAUCCUGGCCCUCAGAGGCUGAGGCAGGAGAGUAGUGGGUUUAGUAUUAGCUAUGUCGCAAGACUAUGUAUGAGCAAUGUUGAAAGACUCUUAUCUCAAGAAAGGACUAGGUGUCACUACUGCUGUUUCUAAGCGUGUUUGGUCAUGAAGUCUUCUGGAAUUUGAGAUAGGACAGGCCUCUAAUCCUCGGUGAGGAUUGAAAAGUAGCAUCAAAAAUGGAAAGUGUGCACUACAACUUUAUCUGGGAAGAAAUAACUAGUGGACUGUUCUGGGUAUCUAUUUGCUGUGCAGGUAGACUAAUCUCUGAGCCUGUUUACCCUUUGUUACCAUGACAGCACAUAACGUACUUCAAAGAAAAAGGUUCAGAAGGAAAGUAUGUAACCACGUAGCCUAGCACCAGGCCAUGCCGGGGCUAUGGUUAAUUGCCAAGUAAAGGAAACAUUGAGAAGUACGUGGGUUCCGUAACCUUCUGGACCACUACACUAUUGCAAGUGACACUGGCUCUGAAGUAUGAAGUUAAAAGUAGAUAGCUUUCAUGAAAAGUAAAGAGAGCAAAAAUGAGGAAUGUAAAAUGCACAAACAGUUUAAUUCAGUUGCUCUUGGAAGAUCCACAUGUGCUGGGUGCAUACAGACAGGUAAAGGCUGCCUAAGAAAAUAGGCUCUGCCCUCACGCCCCACCCUGCUGGAAUCCUCUGCACAUGCAUACUCUAGACAUGCAGCCAGGCUGCUCAAACAGAAAGUCUUGGAGGGAGCAGAAGGGACGCCUAGCAACUCUUCAUUUUCCAGCGUGCCAUGAGCACCCGAAGGACACAGUGGGAAUCAGUGGGUUCAGGAGCCUCCUGCACAACUGCCCAGGCUACAAGAGAGCCUCCUGUUCAACAAGCCUUUGCUGGGACCCAGUGUCUGCCAAAUUCUAGAGAACAGCUAGGUGACAGCCUUUGUACUCCUGGAGCACGCACGCUACUGAGCGUCACAGAAUGACGGGACUCAAUAAGUGUGUGCUGGAAGUUGAAGCAAGGAAGGAAGAUGGGGCUAGAGGGAGGAGUCUUGAAAGCAUGCUCAGGAAAGGCCCUCUGUUACGUGGUGAUGCUACAGAGCCCAAGAAGGUAAAGGGACCUCUGUGAGCGGUGAGUUCUGCCCUGUAUGUAAGAACAUAAACCUCACCACCCACUAAUCAAGAGUUGGUUCAGAACUCAUGUAUGGCAUGGAAAUAAUGUAUUUCCUAAAUUAGUAUCUAAUUCAUAUUCUACAUAAAAAUUGUAGUACCAGUAAGGGAAAGUUACUGGAUUCUAUACCCAGCCUGGGUUGAGCACCACCCUGGCAUAUUCCUCCCAUCUCCUAACUGCCGCCUUUUUCUCUAACAACAUUGCAGUCAUGUUCACGGCUCAGUACUGUCAUGAAGAAACCACAGGGCUUAGCAUUGGGCAGAACGAGCCUCAGGGAAGAGCUUCCCACCACUCUAUCUAGAACCACAGAAUAUGCCAUUGGGCGCUUUACUUCUGCUCCAAUCAAGUGUUCAUCUAGUGCUAGGCGUUAAAAUGUGCAAACAUACCUGAAACUUGACUCAUAUAAACAGGACCCAUAGAAUUCUCACAUCUUCUG
Mus pahari (shrew mouse) is the source of this 4695-nucleotide messenger RNA. RefSeq names its product mitogen-activated protein kinase kinase kinase 20 (gene Map3k20). The record is from RefSeq and is a predicted model, not a curated record. Gene Ontology annotation, molecular function: protein kinase activity; ATP binding; protein binding. Gene Ontology annotation, cellular component: cytoplasm. NCBI's taxonomy places the organism in Eukaryota, Metazoa, Chordata, Mammalia, Rodentia, Muridae. The coding region runs from base 346 to 1713 and encodes 455 amino acids. Gene Ontology annotation, biological process: protein phosphorylation. The transcript is spliced from 12 exons.